AUGCAAGUGUUGGGAGUAGAGGAGGCCCUUAUGUGCAAAGCUUUCUUCCCUACCCUAAAAGGACUCGCUCAAAAGUGGUUUUUGAUCCUGCCGAGUUGCUCAAUUAGAUGUUUCAACGAUUUAGCAGAUCGGUUUCUUACCCAGUACACGGUGAAUAUCAAACCUCAGCGAAGCUUGACCCAUUUGAGCGGAGUCUACCAAGACGAAGGCGAGUCCUUGAGAACCGACCUAGCCCGUUGGCAAAAGGAGGUGCAGAUGAUUGAGGGCCUGGACGAACAGGUCGCCUUAACCUUCUUCAUGGAAUCACUACGUGCAGGAAAGCUGUUCAUUGAUCUUCACAAUGAUCAGCCUAAGACAUACGUGGAAGCCAUUCAAAGGGCCAGUCGGCAAGCGGAUACCGAGGAGGCUGUAAAGCAGAAACGGCAGCGAGAAGUUGCCGGAUCAGGCUCUAAGAAACCACGAACAGAUUCCAGGGGAAGGAAUGAGCCAGAACGAUCCCACCGAUUAGAGGGAAGACGUGUCUCUGAUCGGGUAGGUGUUCCUCCCGCCCGGCUGACUGUGGCCCAGCCUGUUCAAGAAGUAAAAAGUUCCCUGCCGCCACCUCCCCCUCUUAAGCCGGGCGAUCAGCUUGAAGUCUUUUCCUCGGGAAUUUCGGGCAAGUUCUGUAGGUAUCGCCGUUCCACGACCCACACCAUCGAAGAGUGCUCAUACCUGAGAAAGGAAAUAGAGGCUCUCAUUCAAAAGGGCGCGCCGCCUCCCUCUAACCAGUGGAGGCGUAAGCCACGAUCAGAAAGAUCGGAGCCUAAUCGGUCCGACCGAGGAAAACAACUCGCUCAGGAGGAUGAGGAGAUGAAUUGGAAGCAUAAACCCGUCAUUAACAUGAUCGUGGGGGGACCGGAAGGCGGAGACUCGGCGGGAUCUCGUAACGCUUGGGCCCGACAACUAUAUGUGGGCACUAUCUAUGGACGUGAGGACAACUUAAAAAAGGUAUGCCAAGAACCGAUCUUAUUUACAGACGAAGACCUACCUAGAGGUCAGAGUCCUCACCGCGAUGCCUUAGUCAUCGCUCUGGAUGUGAGCGGCAUUGUGGUCCGAAGAGUCUUAGUAGACACUGGAAGCAGUGUUAAUGUCCUUUAUCUCGACGUCUUCGAGAAACUAGGACUCGACCGCGACAGGCUGAUACCGGUAAAAACCCCCUUGGUCGGGUUUACAGGGGAUUCCGUGGAGUCGAAAGGCUCUAUCCGACUCCCCGUCGAGAUAGGAACCUAUCCCAAUCUCCGAAAUUUGGAGAUGGAAUUUGUGGUGGUGAAUCUUUCUUGA
Ipomoea triloba (trilobed morning glory) is the source of this 1320-nucleotide messenger RNA. RefSeq lists its product as uncharacterized. The record is from RefSeq and is a predicted model, not a curated record. The coding region runs from base 1 to 1320 and encodes 439 amino acids. Lineage: Eukaryota; Viridiplantae; Streptophyta; Magnoliopsida; Solanales; Convolvulaceae. The transcript has a single exon.